AAAGUGGAGGCUGCACUGUCACCAUACCUGAGCCAGCUUAUCAUCAGCCAAACACAGACAGCACUAUGAUUGUCCUUGUGAUAGUGUCGAUAUUCUUCCUAUUCGGCUUCCUGUGGCCCUUAAUGCAAGAGAUGGAAAGACGAGACGCCCUUCUCCUCAACGCCACAUUAAGUAAUAAUGCGACCCAGUUUGUGAGUGAAGCGUGGCUACGAACUGGAGGAAUGCUGGCCAACGCAACUGAGGACGAACUCAAGGGCGCGGCCAGACCCAUGCAACCUGAUUGGUCCCUCGUCCUCGGCACCUUCCACCACAUCAAGGACGAAAACUUUGAGGAGUUCCUCAUCGCUGCUGGCUUAUCGUUCUUCACGCGGACCAUCAUUCUCAACACCUCCCCCUCCGUCACCUUCGAGCGGGUGUUCCAAGACGACGAUGACUACUAUGACCUCCCAAGUGAUAACUACCCAAAUGUGAAGUACUUGGAUGGAGAGGGAGGAGGUGGAGACUGGGAAUACCAAAAGGACAAGAAAUUUCAGAUGGUGCUAACUACCUCCUCUUUAGUCACACUGAAGCAGAGAUUUCGCCUUGGCCACCCCUUUACCAAGCAAGAUUUCGAUGGCACACCCUCCAAGAAUACUGUCACUUUUGUGGCACCUAAUGUACUCUACCACUUCAAGGAGAAAGAAAACGUCAACACCUCCAUCUACCACAAUUUUGACAAGGAAGGCCUUAUCACAACCAUCAUCAGUGGAAGAACAGGCAUGCAGGCAAGACGACACUUCCAUCGGGGAGACGAUGAUUGAAGCAGGAAGGUUAUUUAUUGCUUUCUGUUUAGGCAAGUCACUAUCUAGUGUACUAAUCUUGUUAGUUUCAAUAUUGCUAUAAAUCUUCACAAAUGACAAUCAAACUAACAAAAAAUAGUGGUAACAGUUAAAUACUUCUCAUCUUUAUCUCACAGCUUAAAUUCCUAGUUUCUUCUGUGACUUAUGCCAAUAGUUAUAAGACACUUAUUCUACAAUUUUGGACAAUCCAUUUUGUUCCUGUCCUUAGGAACUGGAAGCUCAGUGGAUUUUUUUUUUUUUUUUUUUUUUUUGCUCCUUUUUAUAGCCCUAGCCCAGUGCCCUCUUAUAUCAAAAGAAAAAAAUAAAUAAAUAAAAUUUCAGUUGUCAACAUCUUUCCUUAUCUGUGAUAUUCUAAACCAGCAACAGCAGGAUUGUAACACAUUGUCUCAUGCCUCACAAAUUCUGUCAAGUAAAUUGUAUAAUAAUGGUACAGUACUCAUAUGUUUUUAUGCUUUGUAAUAAAGAAUACAAGAAUA
Molecule: messenger RNA, 1315 nt
Organism: Portunus trituberculatus (swimming crab)
Lineage: Eukaryota; Metazoa; Arthropoda; Malacostraca; Decapoda; Portunidae
Exons: 7
Coding region: 66-800 (244 amino acids)
Source: RefSeq, a predicted model, not a curated record